AUGGCUUCGAAAUCAAAAGCUGCGCAAGAACGUUUAACGUCGUUGGAGAAAGCAUCCGCGCCAUUCGACGACCAACUUAUUGAAGCUGCAAAAUUUAUUGGUGUUCAUCUCGAGGUCAUUGGCAGAAGCGUAAAAGAGUUCAGAAAUAAGGCGGUGUACCAUGGAAGAGAAGAAUGGCUACUACGUUGGAUAUUGAAGAAAUUGUCCGACAAGAAAGAUACGACUCCACAACAAAGUCCAGACGCUUGGUGGCUAUUGGGGUACUUAAUUCAAUCGGUGCCGAGGAAUACGGCUGCUAGGCUACUGGUUGAGAAGAAAUUUACGGAAAUUCUUAGAGCUACCGUCGAGGGUCUAAACAAAGCUGCUGGCGAAGCGGGACAAAAUGGAGAAGAGAAACCGGAAGAAUCAAAGAAGAGCUCAAAAAAACGGAAACGAACACCUGUUGAGGAGAGCGCCAAUGCGAGUAAAGUCAACAUUACAUCAGUUUUACAAGCGGCGCACGCUGUGCUGAGCUUUAUUACAACCGCGGCAGAGUCGGUUGCGAGCCAGGAGAACGGACGAGAUAUGGCGUUUACGGCGGAAUAUAUGAAAUCAACAAUUCGAACUUCUGCAGAAGAAUCUGCCAAACUAUUGGGACUCUGGCUUUCAUUGUUAUCUCGCCACGCAGGAUCGCGCAUAACGAGCACUUGGCUUUCACCAUUUAUCGAUAUAUGGCAGAGCCGAGUAGUUGGCGAGAACGACCUGAUGGUAUUCUCUUUGCAUUGCACAAAGCCUAUGUUACAACUUUUAAAGGAUGGUCAUUGGAAAUCGGAGUUAGAAAUGCUCGCCGCUAGAAAUAUCCUGAUACCUGCAAGAUCAGAUUUGCUCGCAAAUGCGGAAUCCCAGCUUCUAAGCACUCUGACGAAAGUCUUUGUCAUACAAGACCCUGCUACUGCUCCGGUUUUUUUCGAUAUAGCUAUUCGAUCAAUUCAGACGCAUGGAAAUGGUCGCCGAAAACAGCACGACGAUUCAUGGCUGCAACAUGCUUUCAAUGUUCUUCAGGAAGGGUUUGUAGCAAAAAGGCAUUUGCUUAACUGCACGGCUCUUCACUCAAUGCUCCUUAGUGCUAUACACUUCAAGGUAAAGCUUGAUCUACCAAGUUUGCGCAAAGUCACUUCUCAAUAUGCUCUCAGUGAGGAAGAGCCCGAUUGGUCCCUAGUGGCUGCGCUGCUGAAGCUUGAUGGCAAUGUGUUCUUAAUUCCGGAUCCUAGCGAGGACCUGCUCAGCAAACUUCUGAGUAAAAUCACGAAGCUCCCAUUCAGAGAUGGAUAUCAAUGGUCAGAAACAGUCAGCUCAGAUGUUUUGAUACCACUGAUGCAUGAAUUUGCGAAAGCUCGUGAUCUAAAUGGGUUUUUACACCAUUGGCACGCUGAGCUUGUAAAGUUCGAGAAAUUGAGGGAAGAAGUUGAACUUAAAUUCUUCAGCCCUUGGGAAGGUGAUUCUCUGCAGAAAGAGCUACAAAAGAUAUUUGAGCCAUCUUUGACUCUUCAACAAAUUGCUCAAAUUCUAGAGUGGUUGGAGUCAGAAGUCAACGAUACCCCGAACGCCGUGUCUGUCAUCUUACAGGCUAUAGCAGGUGCUGUUUCGAAUGAAGAUGUGGUUGAUGCUGUUGGUAUUCGACUCUAUCGUAUUGUUCGUAACGCUCAAUUGGAUAAACGAUAUAGAUGGCGCUCGUGGAACAUUCUAUCCCAGUCUCUCAACUGGAUACAGAAGGCCACUCUUGAAGAGUUGGAGUUGAUGUGCAAAUCUGACGCCAGUAUACUAUCAGAUCUACGAAAAAUUCAUAAGGCCAAGUUUGAGAAAGAGAGAGAUAACCUUGAAAUUUCGGAGAAAUUUAGAGCCAUGUGUUCGUUGUGGAAUGCUACAGAGCCGGGAAGUACGUUCAACACGACCAUAGAGCCUUUACUACUCGGAUUUCUCAAUGUGUUUAUCGAAGUACUGGACAAGUCGAUUGGAAACAUUCUUGCUUUUAAAUCUGAUGUUUCAGGAGAGCGCGAUGAGCCCAAACACUCGACAAAUAGAGGGUUCUCUUGGACCCUUUCGUCUUGUGUCCAUACUCUUUUUGUUGAAUACCCUACUGUGUUGAUGCUCGGGCCCAAAUUAGAAGAAGAAUCUGGCUUUAUAGACAUCAUGAGCAACAUCUUUCUGCUUGCCGAUGACUCUGACGCUUCUCUUGACCCAAAAACGACAUUCCGUGACCUUUGGCUCUCACUUCUGCGCAAUGAUUUGGUCCUCAAUUGUCCCCCGGUCACAGCGACUAUUUUGGAAAUCAUGCUUGGUGGUGAUUCGUCAGAAGACACAAUGGAGGUGCAGUCCUUCGCAAUUCAGUCACUUCUUGAAAUGCCCCUUGAUCUUUUCUCUAAAAGUGAUCGAGAACGAGUUAUGACGAAGUGGUCUCUCAAGCCGGAUAUGAUGGCAAAAAUGGCAGAGCCUAUGUUCAAUGUGCUUCCUCUGGAUCCAGCAAUUCUUAGUUUGCAAGUCAAAGUAAUGCACAAGCCGACUUUUUACGAGGAUAUGUCUUUCCAAUCUCUUGUCUCUUUAGCGGAAAUCUUUCCAGAAGGUUGUGUCACCACCCACAAAAAUACUCUUUCAAUAUUCAAGGAGCUUGUCCGGUUAACAAUAAGUCAAAUGACAAAUAAUCCAGAUCAAGCCAGAACCAGAGAAUACCUUACUAGUACCUUGGACCAGAUUAAGAAGAAGAUGAAAUCUAUCGACUUUAAAAAUAAGGGCAAGACUUGGAAUUACGCGGAAAUUGCUCUCCUUGACGUGACGCUCAGAGUACUGCACAACAAGAUCGCACUUCUUAGUGAGGCUGAUAUUAUUAGCGCCUCAAGGUUUCAAAAUAUUCUCAAGACAUUCAAGGAAUCACUCUUGACUCAAAUGGAAGCAACAAUGAAGAAGCUAGAAAAGAAGGUUUCAAGAAAAGAAACGACUAUCGACCAUUCGCUUAACCUACUGUCCAUUCUCGACGCAUUACCUGCUCUAGAGAUCAUGCCCUCAGAAUUGGCAUCAACUAAGACUUAUGCUUCUACGUUGAUGAAAUCGGAGGAUUUCUUGAAUGAUAAUGGACUCGACACCGGUACACGGCUCGCCAUAUUCUUUGCUACGUUUAGCGACCACGGAAGCGAUAAGUUGGAGCUCAGUGAGAUUGGCGACGUCUUGACAUCUUUCGGCCGGCAGGCUAUUAUCAAAGAAGCUCAACUUGCUACAAGUCGUAAGACACAAAAGGAAAAGCUGGCGGUACUAGAUUUGCUGGUUGGUUCUGACAGUGCGGGGUUGAUGCAUUUGGAAAAGCUUCUAGCCAUCCGGCAGGUGAUUGCCUCGUGCGAGGACACACAAAAACGUUCCAAUGACGAAGGCGAAGAAAAAAGCCAAGAAUUUGAUUUGACCACCAUGUACACUAUCUUAUGCGGAACUCUCUGGAGGACUACGGAGGUUCGCCGAUUUCGUCUUAUUAGUGAGACAAUGGUCUUUAUGCUUCGAACUAAGGGUCGAUGUAUGUCACAAUGGAGUAUUGAUAGUACACUCGGUAGUAUCACUAUCAUGUGCUCUCGCAAUGGGCCAUCCCUCCAUUCUAUGAGAGCGGGUACCAUUUACCUCAAUCUCUGCCAAAUUAUGCAGGCAGUGCUUACCUCGCAUCGACUGAAAUUGCAGGGACAUUUCCACCUUGUCGUUCAAGUCAUGCAAGCCCUCCUCCGAUGUUUAUUCAUACCGCUUCCUCACAGCACGACUAAAACCACCAAGUUUAUGGCACCUCCACCAUGGCUUUCUUCUACAAAACACCAACUCGGAGCCAAACAUGCCGAAGCCUACACCCGACUUCUCACUCUCAUAUGCGAUCCUAGCGUCUCAUCAGUCACUCGAUCGCAGCACAACAGUCUUACUUCUGCAACACAAAAAGCCAAGGGAAUGGCUGCUCAACAUAUGCAAUAUGUUCUUACCACAUAUAUAAGGUUGCAGCUUGAGAUGCGCAUGUUACCUGAGAUUAGGGAGAAAAUGGUCCCAGGAAUCUACGCAAUCUUUGAUACUACAACGCCUGAAAUGAGGAGGAUGAUUAAUGAGAGUUUGGACUCUAGUGGAAGAUCUGUGUUUACCACACUAUUCAGAGAUUACCAGAAGUUUGGAAAGUGGAAAGGCUGA
Molecule: messenger RNA, 4179 nt
Organism: Glarea lozoyensis ATCC 20868
Lineage: Eukaryota; Fungi; Ascomycota; Leotiomycetes; Helotiales; Helotiaceae
Exons: 8
Coding region: 1-4179 (1392 amino acids)
Biological process (GO): ribosome biogenesis
Cellular component (GO): nucleolus
Source: RefSeq, a predicted model, not a curated record